Eptesicus fuscus (big brown bat) is the source of this 450-nucleotide messenger RNA. It is a transcript of the gene TMIE, whose product is annotated as transmembrane inner ear. The record is from RefSeq and is a predicted model, not a curated record. Lineage: Eukaryota; Metazoa; Chordata; Mammalia; Chiroptera; Vespertilionidae. Bases 1 to 450 code for a protein of 149 amino acids. The transcript is spliced from 4 exons.
AUGGCCCGGCGGCGGGGCGCGGGGCCCCUCUGGGCGCUGGGCGGCGCGGCGCUGGGGGUCUGCCUCGCGGGAGUCGCUGGGCAGCUGGUGGAGCCCAGCACGGCCCCGCCCAAGCCCAAGCCGCCGCCGCUGACCAAGGAGACGGUGGUUUUCUGGGACAUGCGCCUGUGGCACGUGGUGGGCAUCUUCUCCCUCUUCGUGUUGUCCAUCAUUAUCACUCUGUGCUGUGUUUUCAACUGCCGUGUGCCACGGACCCGGAAGGAGAUCGAAGCCCGGUACCUGCAGCGGAAGGCGGCCAAGAUGUACACCGACAAGCUGGAGACAGUGCCACCCCUCGAUGAGCUCACCGAGGUUCCCGGAGAUGACAAGAAGAAGAAGAAGAAGAAGGACAGCGUGGACACGGUGGCUAUCAAGGUAGAGGAGGAGGAGAAGAAUGAAGCCAAGAAGUAA